AUGAUUGCUACAACACAAUUACACAAUUCGUGCACAUUGAAAUUAUCUGGGACAACUGCUGCAGCGUCAUUAGCUGGAGGGAUUAUUGCCUUGACAUUAGAAGCCAACCCAAAUUUGGGCUGGAGAGAUAUACAGCAUAUUAUUGUAAGAACUGCAAAACCACAUUCUUUACGUGCUGCUGAUUGGCAAAAAAAUGGACUUGGUCGUUGGUUCUCUCACUCAUACGGGUAUGGUCUCCUUGAUGCAGGUGCAAUGGUCCGAAUGGCACGUAAAUGGAAAAAUGUUCCAAAAGCUUUAAAUUGUUCAAGCGUUUAUCACCAGGAAGAUGAUUUUAUUGUCAUUGAAAAUGGAACAAGUUUUAAUGCAACUUUAUACACUGCAGGGUGCUUAGAUAAUGGAUAUGAUAAUCGAGUUAAUUUUCUAGAGCACGUCCAAGCAAUUAUUGACUUGGGGGUUUAUACUCGUGGCAAAGUAGAAAUUUAUUUGACAAGUCCUAAAGGAACUCGUUCAAAACUUAUGUCUAAAAGGCCUAAAGACACCAGCAGUCUUGGCUAUAUUAAUUGGGAAUUUAUGUCCGUUCAUUUUUGGGGAGAGAGUUCUGAUGGUAAUUGGACUUUGGAGAUUAAUAAUGCUGAUGAAGAAAAUAGUAUGUAUAGAGUAAAGAAAAGUUGGGCUAUAGCUAUUUAUCUCCUUCGGCUAGUGUAA
Molecule: messenger RNA, 705 nt
Organism: Meloidogyne enterolobii
Lineage: Eukaryota; Metazoa; Nematoda; Chromadorea; Rhabditida; Meloidogynidae
Source: the annotation of a GenBank genome assembly